This is a messenger RNA of Eleginops maclovinus (Patagonian blennie), 2943 nucleotides long. RefSeq names its product potassium intermediate/small conductance calcium-activated channel, subfamily N, member 4 (gene kcnn4). Gene Ontology annotation, cellular component: neuron projection; plasma membrane; neuronal cell body. The coding region runs from base 81 to 1724 and encodes 547 amino acids. The transcript has 10 exons. Gene Ontology annotation, molecular function: intermediate conductance calcium-activated potassium channel activity; calmodulin binding; small conductance calcium-activated potassium channel activity. NCBI's taxonomy places the organism in Eukaryota, Metazoa, Chordata, Actinopteri, Perciformes, Eleginopidae. The record is from RefSeq and is a predicted model, not a curated record. Gene Ontology annotation, biological process: potassium ion transmembrane transport.
GCCAAGUGUUUUGGUAAACCCGCUACUUCGAUGAGCGUCGAACGAGAGAAGGGCCUGGUACACAGUGCUCCCAGCGGACUAUGCCUUCCCCAACACGGGAGGAAAGCAAAGGGGAGACCGGACAGGCAGAGAACGGAGCGACGAACAGCGGUGACAGGGAGAGUGGGACAGGCGACCGCCUCGCAUGCGCUUUGGAGAUGGAGAUGACAACCCGCAGUCUGCAUGGCGACUCCAAACUGGAUUGCGAUGGCUUGAUCAACCGAAACGGAGGAGACUCUGCAGAAGUGUCCGUACCGCUGUCACUCCCCGGGAAGCGGACAGCUCACAUGGAGGGAGACGACCUCUACAGACUGCGAAACAGAAAGUUUUUAUUAGAGGAUAAAAGGCGACUUUGCGCAUUGGCUCUGGGGACUGCUCUGCUCGGGAUACUUCUCACAAUAAUCCACGCCGAGUUAUGUCCCCUCGUUUAUACACCGGGCUCAAACAUUGCCUUAUUCAUCAACUGUUCCAUCAGCCUCUCUACUGGGUGUCUCCUCAUCCUCAUCAUAGCUUUCCAUUAUAAGGACAUCAGGCUGUUUGUCAUUGACCACAACCAGGUGGACUGGCGUAUUGCCAUGACCAGCCACAGGGUUCUUGUGAUCACUCUGGAGUUGUUGGUCUGCGUCAUCCAUCCUGUUGGCACAUACUGGGAGGUGGGCCUCCACACAAACUCCUCUUCCUCAGCUCCACUCUGUGUUUCCAACCACCAUGGCAGGGCCCUGAUGGACAUGGAGCUGCUGUUAUCAGUACUGAUGUUCCUCCGCUUGUACUUGGUGCACAGGGCCAUCCUGCUGCACAGCAAAGUGCUGCUGAGUGCCUCCUACAGGAGCAUCGGCUCGCUCAACAACAUCAACUUCACCUUUCGCUUUGUACUCAAGAUACUGAUGAACAAAUACCCAGCUCGCACCCUGCUGGUCUUCAUCCUUUUCUUCUGGCUGACUGCUUCCUGGAUGCUUACUCUGUGUGAGAGGCAGACCAAGGCAAUGACAGGCCAAAUGGACACGGCUAUGUGGCUCAUAGCCAUCACCUUCCUCACAGUGGGCUAUGGGGAUGUGGCGCCCAACACCAGCUGUGGAAAGGCAGUGUGUCUCUUCACUGGAGUCAUGGGUGUAGCAUGCACUGCCAUGCUGGUGGCAGUUGUUACUAAGACGCUGGCAUUGAACAAAGGAGAGAAACAUGUUCACUUCUUCAUGCUGGACAUCCAGAUCUCUAAAAGGUGCUACAGCUUCUCACCAAACUGUAUGGCAGUGUCGGACUGUAGGUGCAUUGCUUCGGAGGAUACAACCAUUUCCUUUCUCCCAAUGGCUGCAUCCUGUCACAAGAUCCGCCACGCCGCUGCUAAUGUGCUGAGGGAAUGCUGGCUUCUGCACCGCGCAAACCUGACAAGGGGCAACCGCGGUGAACACCGAAGACACCAGAGAUGCCUUCUGGAAGCCAUCAGAGUAUUUCGGCAUUUACGCCUGAAACAAAAAAAGCUGAGAGAUUACGUCAGUGAGAUGGUGGACCUCCCGAAGAUGCAGAUGAUCAUGUGCGACCUAAGUGCCAAUUGGAAUAACUCGUACCGGGAGCUGGAGCAGCGUAUCCUCUCCAUGGAACAAAAGCUUGAUGAGCUGAGUCGCUGCUUCCAGCAAACCUCAGAGAUGUUGUCUCAUGUCCUACGCCACCGCAACACAGAGAUCAGGUGACAUGGCUACAAUUAAUUGGAAGACAGAAGAUUGUCAUAUCAGUGUUUUCAUCUACAGUAUACAUGAAAGUGAGACGGUGAAUCCUUUCAACCUGGAGCUGCUCAAGAAUAUUAACAUGCUCCAACACUUGGAGGAGUGGCAUACUUUCAACCAUCUCAUCUUUUGGCCCUAUAUCUGUAAAAUAAUACGGAUAACAUAAGACUUCCAUUCACUGUGGGAGAAUCACAGUGCAUUUGAAGGAAAUCUGUUGUUUUCAGCAGCUAUAUAUUUGAGUGUCCAAAUAACUGAGUUAGUCUCAAACGAGGACUGUGGAGGGCCUUCACACAGUCAGCGGCUCCAGAGACUGAUCUCUUAACUGCUAUUUGUAAAGUUUUAAUGAUGGACUCCGCAACUGCCUUAUUCCUGUGGAAUAACAUGCAUAUUAUUAUUUUAUUUUAAGUUUCUUGCAAUGUUUUACAGCGUAACCCCAAUCAGUUUUGUAAAAAAAUCUUCAGCAAGGUCCUCUUGUUCAUUAGCUGAGUUUCAUGGUUAAAUUGUUCAUUAUUGUUUGCAAGUUAAUAUAUUAUAAUCUCUUCCAACUCCUUAUUGCUCUGCUUUCCUCUAUCCCAUCAAAUGAUUUGUGAAUGAAAUUGUGUGCUUUUAUGCUCAAACAAGAGAAAAAACAUCAAUCGAGUAUUGUGGGAACUUUAUUUCAAUCUGAAAAUCAUUGGGCCUCUUGAGUGAAUGUGUAUGGUUUGUGUUGUAAUCCUCUGCUGCAGGAAAAAGUUUACACCUGUUCUGAGAGUGAGUUGCACACCACCAGCUCCAUCUAGUGGAUAUUAUUUCAGUAAACAUAGAUAAUACUGAGGACAGUUAACACUAAAACCAUGAAGAUUAUACGAUAAAAAAUGUCAUGUGCUAUUUUCAACCUGCAUACCAAGGCCUGUACAAUGUCUCAAACAGGCAUAACAUUUGAAUAAGCUGCAUUUAAAACCAAUCAAGAGGACUCAGAAACUCACUGCUAAAAAUGUGAAACUUCAUGAAAAAAAUAACAAAACUGGAUGAAAUGUAUAGCAAAACUGGAGUGUUUUCAUUUAACCCAAUACUGAAAAAGUUCCUUGUUGGUUCAUUUGUACGGUUCAAAUAACUAACAUUGUUUACUAUGUAUCAUUUGCACAUGGUGAAAACAUGUUAACAACCAUCCAGGACAUGCUUAUAAAUAAAAGACAUUAAAAAUGUA